GUAUGAUAACAAUAAACAACCAGAGACAAGAGAACCGGACCAGCACGGACCUGUCGCUGUAACCCAAGAAACUAACCCAAAAUGAGCCGAGACAGCCACAGUCAUUUGGAGUGACGCCUCAUCGCGUAUUUUAGAAGUCAGGUCGAUCUUGACAAGGGUUUUUUUAGUGUUUGUGUUUUACUAGGGAGAAGAGCUGCUGUUUCUCCUUCCCUAGCUCCUGCAGCUAGCUGUGGGUCAUUCCUGCUUCUGCACACUUGGUUUUAGUCUGUUAUGCAGUUGUCAGAGAGCUGUGCUCCCACUGGUUCUCCUUGUCUCCCCCCGCUGUGUCCGGCCCCAUGUCUCGCUGGCUGUUCCCCUGGUCGGGCUCCAUCAAGAAGCGGGCCUGCCGGUACCUCCUGCAGCACUACCUCGGACACUUCCUGCAGGAGCGGCUGAGCCUGGACCAGCUGGGCCUGGACCUGUACAACGGUAGUGGGGUCAUCAAGGAGAUCCACCUCGAUGUGUGGUCGGUUAAUGAGCUGUUGGAGUCUCUCGGGGCUCCUCUGGAGAUAGUGGAUGGCUUUGUGAGCAGCAUCACGGUGACCAUUCCUUGGCAAGCCCUCCUGACUGAUCACUGCACUUUAGAAGUUACUGGUCUCCAGAUAACAUGUCGACCCAAGUACCGAACAAGUGGGGGCUGGGACUCACAAGGCUGGUCAUCCAGCAUGACCUCCAGCAUGCAACUAGCUCAGGAGUGCCUGAAGGACCCACCGGAGGCAUGUGAGGAGCCGCCUGCCCCAUUGGACGGCCUUGAGAUGUUUGCACAGACUAUUGAGACGGUACUCCGUCGCAUCAAAGUCACUUUUCUAGACACUAUUGUCCGCAUCGAGCACCAGCCCUUGGACCUGGAAACGGGCGUUGCCUUAGAAGUGCACAUCAAACGGCUGGAGUACUUUGAUGAAGCAGUGAGAGAUCCAUCCAGCCAGACUGCCGUGCCUGUUGACAUCCACCAACCGCCUGCCUUUCUGCACAAGAUCCUCCAGCUGAGCGCCGUUCAGCUGUUCUAUGACGGCACUGGCACUUCUCAGGGUCAACCUCAAGAGCAGUGUCCAAAUUCCACCGCAGCAAGUGAAGGAGAGGAAGAAGAUCAAGAUGAGGAGGAGAAAAAGGAGGAGGAGGAGGAAGCCAAGCCCCUGGAGGACACUCCCUGUCCUCCAUCCCAGCCACUGCUCAUAGGAAGCUGCUCUGGUUUUAUUGAAACCACUGUCAAGAUCAAACAAAAUGACAUGCUGCCUGGACCAAAGUUGGAGUUGGAUGGGAAGGUCGGCUGUGUCCACAUGCUGCUGGCUCCAGAUCAAAUAACCCACCUGACAGACCUGCUGGCAGCCCUCUGCAUAGAAACUGAGACAGAGAUAAAGCGUGGUGGAGUACACAGUCGUCCGUUAGACUCAGACGACCUGCGUAUGAUUGAGGAGGACCUCAGUAAGCAGCUUGGAUCCAGUCCCAGGGACCGAGAGUGGGAAACUGAGCCAGACCUGGAGCCCUAUCUCACCAGCCUGGAAAAUGGAGAAAUGUUUUACUCCAUGGGUCCAGCUGGGAUGAGCGGUAGUGUGUCAUCGGUCCGGUCCGGCAGUGAAAUGUCCGACAGUGACAUGGAGUCGUCCACACGCAGUCUAACCAACCUCACACAGCCGGCAUCGCUGUCUGCACAGGGUUUGGUGAACUGUCCUCGGAGAUAUCCUGUAGCGGGCUGCAUGUCCAGUCUGCCGCCGGCCGGCCGGACCAGAGGACGUUCACACAGCGGCCAGGGGGAGCGGCUGAAGCCUGACGCGCUGCUGCGACUGACUCUUGGCGGACUCACCCUGACCCUGCUGAAGGAGGACCCGGUACCUAAGGCUGACGGAGCUUCAUCACUGGCUCAGGUGUCUCAGGUGUUUUUCCGGGAGCUGGCCUUUUUCAAAGACAGCAUGUUUAGCGAGAGAGACUUCCAACAUCUGAGGGGUGGCUUUGCCAAGGCCUGCCCUCUAUCUCAUUUGAGAAUGACCGGGGCAGCAGUGCAGGUUGCCUUUGAGAUGCGCAGCGGGCAACGCCACUGUCGGGCCGUGACCUCCGACAUUUCAUUUAGCAGACUGGAACUGUUGGAGUGCAUCUGGCAGGAAGGAAAGCCUCAGUACUGCGAGUUGCUCCAGUUCCAAAAAGCUGGUCUAUUUGCAGUUGGAGCUGCAGCCAGACCGUGUGCUCAACUGCACUACAGCCUCAUUGAAAGACACCGGCGAAAGGGUAAACAGCGGAUAGUGAGGCAUGACAGUGUGGUGCAGGUGGAGCUGGCCGAGCUCAGCGCUGAGCUGGACCUGGACAUCCUCAGCCGCCUCAAGAGCCUCAGCAAAGCCUUCGGCCACUGUCCCUCCCAGACUGCAGCAUCGGGAGUCCUACAGACUCAGAGCACUGAGGUUUAUUCUUCCUUCACCCUCCUGUCCCCCCAUGCGGUCAUCAGGCUUCGUUUUCCCAUACCAGACCUACGGCCUCUCCCUAUCCGACGACCCCCGACGCAAAGGACGGUGAGGGAGGAGACCUUGGUGUUGGAGUUAAUGGAACUGGAGCUGAAGCACCAAGAGGCUCCAGACCUCCAGAGUAACCAGGCUGGCCAGGGGCAGCCCGGGUCUCCCUGUCUCACCCAGCUGCUGGAGGCCUCCUUCACCGACCUGCACGGGUCAUAUGAGGGCUGGGAGGGAGGCUCUUUCCCCUGUAUCAGAGUCAAGAAGAGCCAUGAAUCUCUCCCCAGGAUAUCGGUGCGUGUGCGUGGAGGGGAGGCGCAGGGUCCUGCAGCAGGUCUGAGUGGGAUGAACCUGGGCCUCCUAAGGGACCUGGGGACAGCCUUCUUUGACAGUCACUGUGAAUUCAACGACAAAACCAGCUCUCCAUUUUCUUCCAACCGCACCAUGUUUGAGACCGAGGAGAUGGUGAUUCCUGCUGACCCAGAGGAGAUGCUUCAGUUUCAGGAGCAGUGUGUUGCUCAGUGUCAGUGCGCUGUGGACAUCAGCCUGCCGCUGGCCUACAUCCUUCUCCCCAGCAAACAGGCUUUCCAGAGCAUCUACAACAGGAUCAAUAAUGAUCUUUUGAUGUGGGAGCCACCUCCCCCUCCUCCCCCUUCAGCCCACAGCCCCGUCCAGAGUCGCCAUCAUCGUGACGAGUUCCAGCUGUGCAAGUCCGCAUUUAGACUGGACUCUGAUUCAGAAGAGGAAGAAACUCAUUUCUACUUGGCCAGCGACUCAUCUGGAAAGAUGCAGCAGUCUGCUUCUCACCACAGCUUCAGCCUCCUCUCCCUCACUGUGAUUAUCGGAAAAGGUCGUCUCCAAGCCAGAACUGACAAGAAGGAGGACCAAAGUCAUGGAGAGAUUGUGCUCGAUCUGGAGGGAGGAAAGAUAUUCAGUGUGGCACAGCAUCAAAAUGACCCCAAUCUUAAUUUCCUGUGUCUUGAGAGCAGACGAGUGGAGCUGUAUCAUCGAGGUGUGGUGAAAGACACCCCUCUUCCCCAGCGGCUGGAGCUGCCCAGCUUUACUCCACCAAAGCAUUUGGACCCCACCAUCUACCCCACAGAGGUGGGAGUGAGCAGUGUGAGCGGCAGGGAGGGAGUGCCACAGAUGUUGUCCACGGCCAUCCAAAUCACACUGGACCCACAGAGAAAUGUGAAGGAGUUCCUGGUUGCCCUUCAACUUCAAGGGGCCACCAUGCGACAUUACAUGAUGCAGAGCAGUCAGAGCUGGCAUGAGCAGCUUGUGGACUUUCUGGAUGUCGUUGAUGAUCCCAUUCUGGGAUACACGGCACCGGCUGUCAUCACUGUCCUGCACACACAUCUCGCUACCUGUGCCAUAGACUACAGGCCUCUGUAUCUGCCCCUGCGAGUGGUAUUCACAGCCGAGUCCUUCUCUUUGUCCAGUAAUAUCAUUGUAGAUACGGCCACUUUCCACCUCAGAUUCAUCUUGGAUGAUUCGGCUCUCUACCUCUCGGACAAAUGUGAGAUUGACACAGUGGACUUGAGGAAAGACUAUGUGUGUGUUCUGGACAUUGACCUGCUGGAGCUCGCCAUCACCACAUGGAAAGGCAGUGAUACUGGGAAGCUGUCUCAGCCUCUCUUUGAGCUCCGCUGCUCCAACAACGUCGUUCACCUUCAUACAUGUGCAGACUCCUGCGCAGCCCUCAUCAAUUUCCUGCAGUAUCUUGUCUCCCAGGGUGACCUGCAGCCCCCGCCCCGCCAAACGUCUCCCACUGAAAUUGCUGGCCAGAAAUUACCGCUGUCAGAGAGUCCUGCGUCCUUGCUGCCCUAUCCUCCCGCUGAAACCGCAGAGAUCAACCAGUACGACCUGGCUGACGCCUUAAUCGACACAGAGAGGAGCCACAAAGAAGAGAGUUUAGAAGGUUCCCCCUCGUUGCAAAGAGGCUCACCCGUGUCGGUCUACUUGUUCCCUGGUGAAGCCUCAAAGCGUAAAGCUGUCCUGCAAACGGAGGACUCUGAGCUUGAUGGACUGGUUGCUACAGCAACAGAGGCACAAGCAGAUAUGAUGUCAGACAAAGGCUCGGAAGGGUCCACCGACAACGAUGACUUCUGCAUCCUGGAGGCCCCUGGCAUGGGCAUACCUCCCAGAGAUGGAGAGCCCGUGGUGACGGUGCUGUCGCAGGGCCCUGUCCGGGUGAAGGACAAUCAUUUUUCCAGACCUCGAGGAAGCUCGGACCUGCUGCGGGCCCCGAGCCGCUUCCCUGUGCCGCAGAGCAGGGUGGUGCUGCGAGAGAUCUCUGUGGUGUGGCAUCUCUACGGGGGCAAGGACUUUGGUGGAAAGCCCAUGUCCAUACAUGCCCAGACAGCAAACAGGGGUCGUUCAGUCCCUGCUGGUGUUCGCGGGUCGCCGUCUCGCUCCGUUGGCUCCUCUCGUCCCCAGAACUCCUGGCGCUGGGCUGGAGGAAGUGGUCGUCAGCACACACUGUUGAUGGAAAUCCAGCUUACCAAGGUGUCGUUCCAGCACGAGUCGUACCCAGUGCCAGGGCAGGAUGGGGAGGGCUCAGCGGCCACCAACGUCGGGCUCUUCCCAGGUGGCGAGCAGCCCCUCUCCAGGCAGGUGUUCAUCGUCCAGGAGCUGGAGGUUCGAGACCGGCUGGCCUCUUCACAAAUCAACAAAUUCCUCUACCUCUACACAAGCGAGAGCAUGCCCCGCCGAGCACACUCCAACAUGCUGACAGUGAAGGCCCUCCAGGUUUCUCCAGAAUCUGGCCUGGGUGGUCCGGAGUGUUGUCUACGAAUCAGCCUGCUGCCUCUGCGGCUCAACAUCGAUCAGGAUGCACUGUUUUUCCUGAAGGACUAUUUUAGUAACCUAGCCUCAUCUGUAAACCCUUAUCUGCCGGUGGAUCCUGCAGCUGAAGUGAAGCCAGAUCCCUCCCAGAAUGGGUGCGAGGAGGCGGAUGCUGCUGCCGGCCUGGGACCGGACCUCUCGGCUUCUGUUGAAACCACGUACAGUGAACAGAGCUGCUCUUCUGCCGGCUCCUCCUCCUCCUCUGACCAACCAAUCUACUUCCGGGAGUUUCGUUUUACCUCUGAAGUGCCUAUCUGGCUGGACUAUCAUGGCAAACAUGUUGUCAUUGAGCAGGGGACGUUUGCGGGGAUCCUGAUCGGUCUGGCUCAGUUAAACUGUUCUGAGCUCAAGCUGAAGAGGCUCAGCUGCAGACAUGGUCUCCUGGGUGUAGACAAAGUGAUUCAGUACGCUGUCACAGAGUGGCUCACUGACAUCAGGAAGAAUCAGUUGCCGGGCAUUCUGGGAGGCGUUGGCCCCAUGCACUCUGUUGUUCAGCUCUUCCACGGAGUUCGAGAUCUGUUCUGGCUGCCAAUAGAGCAGUACAGGAAGGAUGGACGUAUUAUCCGAGGCCUCCAGAGGGGGGCAGCCUCCUUUGGAACCUCGACGGCGUCUGCUGCUCUGGAGCUUAGCAACAGGCUGGUGCAGGCCAUCCAGGCUACAGCGGAGACCGUGUAUGACAUCCUGUCCCCGACGCCUCCUCUGAAUCGCUUUGCUAUUACCGAGGGUCGGGCCCCUUCAAGUCGAUAUCGCAGAGCCGUCCAGCCUGCAGACCUCCGAGAAGGAGUGGCCAAGGCCUAUGACACCGUCAGAGAGGGAGUGAUUGACACUGCUCAGACCUUGUGUGAUGUAGCAUCCCGUGGCCACGAACAGAAGGGUCUCCCUGGCGCCGUGGGCGGAGUCCUGAGGCAGAUCCCACCCACCGUAGUCAAACCCUUAAUCGUGGCCUCCGAGGCGACCUCCAACCUGCUCGGGGGAAUGCGAAACCAGAUCAAACCAGAUGCCCGGAAAGAGGACUUCCUCAAGUGGCGCACGGAGGACACUCAAGAAUGAGAACCGCAUUUCUGUGUUGGUGUGAGCAAGACUGAAUGUGUGUAUGUGCAGUCACAUGUAUAUGUGGAAAGUGUCUUGGGUAGGGAUCCAUGUGCUGAAUGUUGAUUUGUUUGUGGACUGAUGAAAGUUGACGUGUGCUCGGAUGCAAAAAAAAAAACUGGUUAUCAGCAGUGUUUCAUUUGGCUUCAACAAACAUGUUCGUACCCCAUUUAAUUAUUCUGUUCUUCACAAACGAGAGCUCUCCUCAUAUUUGUCCUCUCAAUCUGCAGAGUGUUGCAAACAUAUCACUUUUUCUCGCAAUUAACUUUGUUUUAAGCCAAACAAGGUGCGCCGAGAGGGAAGUUUAUAAGGAACAAGAAACUUUAUUAUGAGAUCAACAUGUCUUUGUUUUUGUCAUAAAACUGUCACAGACUUUGGAAGUUGUGGUUCUGAUUAACCAGUCGCAGGCUGGAAACUGGUUCACCAUAGGGAGUUUGCCGCAGAUAAAUGGAUCCGCUUUGUCUGUGCUCAUGAUAGAAUCAGGGAUAAUAUUUUUGAAGUGUCCUUUGCUACCACCCUUACUGUGCUCACAGAUGGUGUUCAUCUGCGUCACUGGUUUAGCUCUGACCCCACUAUGCACCUGCUCCCCUCAGUGCUGUCAUUUGUGCCAUAAACCCUGCAGAGUGCUCUUUUACGUAGUUUCUUUCGCCUUCCUCAAACAUAAACCCUCCCUACUGAAAGUGUAACACAAUGAGUAGAAACACAUGAAGUCUCUCGAUUCUGUAGCAUAUUUGAUUAUUUUAAAGUUCACAAAUUGAAUCUUUUUACGGACUGAUGCCAGAUAAAAGUUCUUGUACCUGUAUAACAUCUGUGCUUGAAUGCCCAUGGACAGUUAAACCCCAGAUUAUGAAAUCUGCAUCAACCCAAUCAAAGUUUUUCUUUACCUGCAUUGUUACCUGCCUUCCUGUAUAUUUUUUUUUAUGUUCCACUAUUCUUUUUUUUUGUUAAAACAUUGGUAUUGUCAUACUCGUUUCAAAAAAAGCCUAAGGAGGAUGGGAAUCUGUUAACAAUAGAGGAAGAAAGAUUAGGGGUUUUACAUUUUUACAUUUUUUUUUGUUCGAUAAGUGUAAGGGAUGUGUGUCCCUGUAUGUGAGUGUGUGUGUGUUUGUUUGUGGAUGAUGCAUGUCUGACAAGGUUGAUGCUUGUUGCACUACUUGUGUGUAAUUACUAUUUACUAUCAUAAAGUGUAUGAAUGACCUGUAUAUUACAAAAACAAGUAUACAAAAUUAAUACAAAAAUAAAAAAAUUUGAA
Messenger RNA from Cololabis saira (Pacific saury), 7662 nucleotides. RefSeq names its product autophagy related 2A (gene atg2a). Lineage: Eukaryota; Metazoa; Chordata; Actinopteri; Beloniformes; Belonidae. Gene Ontology annotation, molecular function: phosphatidylinositol-3-phosphate binding. The coding region runs from base 336 to 6371 and encodes 2011 amino acids. Gene Ontology annotation, cellular component: phagophore assembly site; extrinsic component of membrane. The record is from RefSeq and is a predicted model, not a curated record. The transcript has 42 exons. Gene Ontology annotation, biological process: reticulophagy; piecemeal microautophagy of the nucleus; autophagy of mitochondrion.